Molecule: messenger RNA, 2706 nt
Organism: Drosophila navojoa
Lineage: Eukaryota; Metazoa; Arthropoda; Insecta; Diptera; Drosophilidae
Gene: blow
Product: PH domain-containing protein blown fuse
Source: RefSeq, a predicted model, not a curated record
GGUGCGGUCGCGCCAUCUCGCUCGCUCGCACAUAAAUGUAUUCGCAAUGAAAAGCGACUGCGUCUGCGUUCGCAUUGGUUCUACGGAGAGCGCUGUUACAGAAAAGCAGUUGUUGUUAAGCUUAAGCAGAAAAGGUGUCAACGCCGGCGUCGACGCUAACGUCAACGUCAACGUCAACGCAAAGAGCAAGAGCAAAGUGUAUGGAGAGUGCUUCUCGUUGCAUGUGAUUUACGAAGAACUGUGAGCUACUUUAUUUUCACAGACAACUGUUAAUUGCUAACAAAAACAGCAACAAACACAACAACAACAACAUCAACAAUAAAUAUAAAUAAAACCUAUACAAAUCCAAAAUCAAACGAUCUACAAAAAGCCAUAUAAACAAACAUUAACACUGAACGCUUUGAAUUAACGCGUUUUAUGAUUAAUCAUGGAUAUCGACUCAAAAGCCCCAAAACGCAUUGAAAUUCUACAAUUUUUACUGGAUGUGCGUGCUCACUUUCGUGCCUCGCUAGCGACAUCAGAGUAUGAGAAUACUUCGAAUCUGUUUCAUGUGAUGGCCGCGGAGCAGACGCAGGAGCUGCUGCAGCGCUGUGACCAGCUGCUGGCCAGCUAUGCAGACGAUCAGGCGGCAGCAACAACAACAACAGCAGCAACAGCAGCAACAACAACAGCAGCAAGAGAUGCCACAGCAACGGCAGCAUCCAUUAAAUCGAAUGGCUGCAGCGAAGUGGGCGCCGAGACCGGUUGCUAUCUGGAUAUGAUGUCCUCAACAUCAACAUCAACGGCAGCCCCAGCAGCGGCAUUUGCAACGCCAAUUGCAGCCUCAAAGACUUCGCUGUCCGCCUCGAGGGAGUACAUCGAUCUGAGCAGCAGUCAAUCGUUGAACAGUGAUAAAACCUUUCGUUGCUCGAGCAAUCAGCAUUUGGAAUUGGAGCAGCAUUCCCAGCAUUCACAGCACUCACAGCAGCAGCAACAGCAGCAGCAGGAGCAGCAGCAACAGGACCAGCAGAUAUAUGACAUUUGCCAAAAUCCUGGAGAAGAGGAAACUCAGCAGGUUUUCGCGCACGAACUGUUCAUCAAUUGCCCCUACGCUGAUCUGCCCGCUGGGCACCUGGCCUUGCAUCGCUCCAUCAAAUUUGGCCAGUUGCAGCGCAUCGAGAAACGCCUGUUCUUCGAUCAGACCAAGAAAUACUACUGUGGCAUCCUGAAUGAUUGGAUGCUGUGCUAUGCGGAUGGUCCAACGUCUUGUCGGCCGAGCAGCAGCCUCUAUCUGAAGAGCUCGGCCAUUGAGAUUGAGCAUUUCGGAGAGGGUAAACGUCGUGAGGUUUGCUUUCAAAUCACCACCGCUGAUCCGAGCAAGAAGUUCGUCUAUCAGGCGAACAACGAGGUCGAUGCCAAAGAGUGGAUACACGCCAUUGAGGCGGCCAUACGGGGCGAGGCCGUUGCACAGGCAACGCUCAAGUCCUUACGGAAACUGCCCACGCCGCCGGUCAUGAAGCGACUCAGCUUUACGACCUCGGCCUCGGCAACGACAGCGGCCACCAACAGCGACAGCAUCUAUGAGGAGCCGUCGCCCAUAUAUAACUUUGGGGAGGCGCUGACACCGCCCCGCCUGCCCGAAAAGUGCAACAGUCCGAGUGCAUUGGCCAAACGUUUCGAAUACGACAUACCAAAGUGCCCGCCCCAGCCGCUGGUCAUGGACGAGGAGCCAGCUGGCGGUGAGGUGGAAACAGCUGAGCUGCUCAAUGGCGGUGCUAUUGCAAGUGGCAGUGGUGGUGCUGGUGCUGCUGUCGAGCUCAAGGCGCAGCCACAGCCAUCCAGUCUGCACGGCAGCUUGGCGCUAGAUUUCCAGGCCAAGGUCAAGACGGUGCACAGCGAGCUCUCUAGUCAGCUGACGAGUCCGGAGCGCUUGAAGAAGGCUGUCAAGAAGAGCUAUUCGUGCGGUAACCCCAACAGCGAGCCGGAACUGCUCUCCCUAACAGGCGGCAGCUGCAGUCCGGCCACACUCAAGGACCAAAAGAAGCAGCGCAAGGCAACACAGACGGCGCAGACGAGUCCGCAGAAGACGCCCGGCAAGGAUUGCGACAAGCUGGCACGCAACUGGUUUCUCAGUCGCCUCAACAAGACCAGCUCGACUCCGAAUUCCCGCUCAACGGGCGGUGGAACGAGCAGCCCCACCAGCAUACCGGCCAACGCCAAGUGCAAGCAGAGCGAAAAGGAGAAUCUGCUCAAUGGAUUGGAUAUGUGCGAUGGCAGCUACGAUGGAGCGCCCAACGAGCUGCAACAGUAUCAACAGCAGCAGCAGCAUCAGCAGCACCCGCAGAGCAGCAAUCCAACAUCGCCCUGCUUGAAAGCAGAGGCCAAGAGCAAGGUGAACAUGAUCAUCAAUCAGUUCGAGAGCAGCGGCCAUCUGUCGACCAUGUUCAGCGUGGAGGCAUUGGCGGCCAAUGCGCUGGCCUCCCUGACGUCCUUCUGCGAGAGCGACAACUGCAACAACUAUGAGCCAAUAAUGCCGCUGGCUACGCCGCCCAGCAGCUAUCUCAAAAAAGUGUAGGACAUCGCAUCCUGGACCAUCAUUAUCAUUGAUAUAGAAAUAUAUAAAUAUAGCACAGAUUUAUAAAGAGUUAGGCUAGCGAUAAAACACAUACUUUUCAUGUUUAUCCUUUCUCAUUGACAUAAAAUUUUAAUAUCAAAACAUAAAUUGGA